AUGAACGACCUCAGUGGUCUAACAUAUGAUGGUGAGACAUACCGAUGGCUUAAAACUUUUGAAGACCUAAAGUGUUUUAUCAACGAAGCAUUAAAUAUAAAAGGCAGGUGGAAAUCUCCUGGAGGAGACGUCAAAGUUUUCAGAAGCGAUGGAGAAGGGGAAUUUGUCAUCAAAUGGCAUGGUCUUCGUUCAAAAAGGCUGAUUAUACAGAGUGACAAUGCCGAGGAAAACCUAAA
Messenger RNA from Paramuricea clavata, 236 nucleotides. The record is from the annotation of a GenBank genome assembly. NCBI's taxonomy places the organism in Eukaryota, Metazoa, Cnidaria, Anthozoa, Malacalcyonacea, Plexauridae.